Mesorhabditis spiculigera is the source of this 230-nucleotide messenger RNA. NCBI's taxonomy places the organism in Eukaryota, Metazoa, Nematoda, Chromadorea, Rhabditida, Rhabditidae. The record is from the annotation of a GenBank genome assembly.
AUGUACAGUAAUCGCAAAUAUCACAAGGAAGCAGAGCUCUGGUCCCGCAUCCCCGAACUGCUCGGUGACGGGCGGGCGCUCGAGUUCGAGAUGCCCGACGAGGAAAUCGUGCUGCUUGCAAAAUUCGUCAGCACUUUCAUCGUGUGCUUGAUCGGUCUCUACGCCUACGCAAUCAAGGAGGUCUUCUACGACGGCUACUUCAAGCCGUUCGUCAGCAACGAGUCGAAAAG